Messenger RNA from Ceutorhynchus assimilis (cabbage seed weevil), 2725 nucleotides. The record is from the annotation of a GenBank genome assembly. NCBI's taxonomy places the organism in Eukaryota, Metazoa, Arthropoda, Insecta, Coleoptera, Curculionidae.
AUGUCUCACAAAUACUACGACGAAGAAUUUUGUCAAAUUCAAAACUACCUCAACACCACAUUAGCUUCAGAACCUGUUCAAGCCGAUCGCAGACUUCACAGAGAAUUAUUGGCAACAUUGUACAUCAGAUACAUAGUUAUUGCAAAUAGAUUGUCUAUAUGUGUAGAUCAGAUGGUGCAGCCUCAGAAGAGGAUAUUGCUCAGAAAACUGUUAGAGGCCACUUUAGGCAGGAUUCUAGAGUUGAAGACUGAUUUAGUAGAAGCAGACUUGACGGAAUGGACUCAUUGCGGCGACACUUUAACCAAACUAAACUUGACCCCCUUACAAGCAGAAUUGCAAAUUCCUACUUGUUUCAGACGAGACAGGGAAGAUGAAAUUGCUUAUAAAAAACUUGUAAUCGAAGAAGUACUAGACAAAUUAGGUUUUACUGAUAAAAUUGAAGAAAAACUUCCAAUGUCUGAGCAGCAAGCAAUUCUAAUUGUUCAAACACACGAACGUGCCAGGCAAGGCAGACUAAGGGCCCAAUUCAUGCGCGAAAUCAAAAGCAUAAAAGAAAAAAGUAAACCUGCAAUUGCUGGCGAAGGCGAAGAAGAAGAAGACAAAGGCCUAGGCAUAAAUUUAGCCGCAGCAAUUAAAAUCCAAAAAAUUUGGCGAGGCUAUAUUGCUCGCAGAGCCACAAGACGACGAAAACUACAAGAAAUGUUACUAAUCGGUAUGAUUGCGGCACCAAAAAAGAAAAACGAACACUUAGAAAAAGACUUGGAAAACCAAGAAAAACGCCGCCGAUUGCAAAAACAACGCCAACAACAAUACAGCCUCGAAAUUAAACAAAUAAGAAACAAUUUGGAAAAAAAUCAACGAGGUUUCGUCUUGGAACAGCUCAGCGAUCAAGUGAGAGGCUGGCUGCACGAGUACAAAGCUCAAACUGGCAAAAUUCCAGAGUACACCGGCUCGGAAAGGACUGCGUCGAGGCUUAUGCUUAGCCGACAAGGCACCGAGAGUGAAACUAGCAAAUCUACACCGGAUUCGAAAGGGAAAAAAGUUGCCAAAAGUCCUAAACAAGGCAAAACGUCUGAAGGUGACCAGGAAGAAACGCAAUCUAAAGCUUUGGUUUCUACGUUUUUGCCAGAAUUGAAUAUAAGAAAAGAAGAAUACGAUGAAAUGUGGCGUUGCAAAGACGAAUCCACAAACCCAAGACAGUAUCCGUACAAAGACAUAAUCGAGCACGAACAAAUCAUCGAAAUGGAAAACGAGCUCAGAAAAAUCGUGGAUGAAAUGAUGAGAGCAGAAUUGAUACUUUUGCAAGAAGCUUGCGAUAAGGAUCGGGGCUAUAAGGGUAAGAAAAAGUCGAGCAAAAAGGCACGAAAGACUGGCAAAAAAAGUAAGAAAAAGAAGGAAAAGGAUCUUACGCCUGAUCGGACUACUGAGUCUCUGUUUGAAGAAUUAGUAGCGAAUGGGAUAAUUAAAAAAUUUCCUGAAGUCUGGCUGAGAGAUUUCAAAGGAGAAAAAUCUUUCAGCCCUCCAGCGCCUCAUAACCGAGGCAAAGAACCACAAACAGAUUUGGGUGAUAUUAGACAAGUCUUGACAGAAUAUUGCAUAAUACCAAUGUUAUCGGAUCACCUACAUCAAACCACACCCCAUAUAAAAUCAGUUCUACUGGCCGGCCCUAAAAGUUCCGGCAAAGAUAUGCUGGUCCAUGCUAUUUGUAAUGAAACAGGUUCAGUAUUGUUUGACUUAACUCCCGCCAACAUAGUGGGUAAAUAUCCUGGAAAAACCGGCCUUAUAAUGCUAAUUCACUUAGUAGUAAAAGUUUCCAAAUUAUUACAACCUUCAGUCAUUUACAUGGACAACGCUGAAAGACCUUAUGUAAAAAAAAUACCUAAAACCGACAAAACAGAUCCUAAGCGACUAAAAAAGGAUUUACCUAAAAUUGUAAAAAAUUUCAGUCCAGAAGACAGAGUAAUUUUCAUAGGAGUCACCGAUUGUCCGUGGGAAAGUGACCAAAAACUCCUGCAACAAGUGUACCAAAAAUUUUUCAUCAUUCCCCGUCCGAAUUACAGCUCGAGAUUUUCCAUAUGGACCGAUCUUUUGUGCCAAUAUAUGGCGGUCAACUGGAAAUUCGACACUAGCGUCAUGAGCAAAAUUUCCGACGGCUACACGGUUGGCAAUAUUGUCGGCACCAUCAGAGAAGUGAUUACAGUCAAGAGAAUGUUGCAAUUGAAAAUACAUCCUUUGAGUCCUCUCGAGUUGGUUAAUGCGCUUUGUAAACGAACACCUGUUUAUAAAGAGGAAGAUGAGGCUUUGGAAUUGUGGUGGGCAAAAGUGCCAAUGGUUAGGAGACGGUUAAGGGCUGUGGAAAUGCUUCAGGAGGAGGAAGCGGAAAUGAUGGCCAAACAAGCCAAUGCUAAGAAAAACUAAAUUCUGCAGAAGUUUCAAAAAUAAUUAGUGAAAAUUUUAUGAAGCCUUUACAUAAAAAGGUAAUGUAUUUUUCUCAAAAAAUGACCAACUCAGUAGAAGAAAACUAAAUACAAUAUGUACAGGGUGUCAAGUUAUAAAGUACCACCCCCUGUAACUUUUGUAUUUUUGAUGGUAAAUAAAAAAGUUACAGGGCGUCGUACUUUAUAACUUUACACCUGGUACAUAUUAUACAUAAUAUAACAACCUACAUAGAAUAAGAUUAAAAUAAUAAUACCCCAAAAAAUCUAGGAAUGUUGUAAUUAUUUAU